AUGUCAUGUCCAUCAUCAAACAGCAUCAGGUACAAUGGGAGCCACUGCACAUGCGCAGUUGGGUAUUUGCUAAAUCAGACCACCGACACCUGCGUCCUCUUUACAGCGGAUUCCACCAUAUCCACCGACUCCGGCAUCAGCACCGACGUCCUCAGCUUCUUCCCGGAGACCAUCUUCUCCUUUGACUCCAUUAAGAAGUUCACGCAAUCCCAAGCCGUCUUCUUGGAAGCCACGCUUGUGUUUCUGCUGUCUUGGCUUUUCUUUUGCUUCUUUCUAAGGUUUAUGAAACUUGGCGACGAUGGCAGGAGCAUUUGGUUCAGGCUUAGAUGGUGGAUUAGUAGAUUGGAUGUUUGCUUUUCCACUAGGCAUUGGCUGGAUGAUCAAAAGGUAGUUAAGAAACGGAAGACGGAACUUGGUGGAACCUUCUCAAUAGCAAGUUGGAUUCUCUUCAUUGGUUUGUUUGCUGCGUUGCUCUACCAAAUCAUAACAAAGAGAACUAUUGAGGUACAUAAUGUCCGAGCAACAAAUGCACCCGACUUGGCCUCCUUCAACAAUGAUAUGGAAUUUAACAUAACCACUAUUUCUAGUAUGAGCUGUUCAAACUUACGUGAUCUUGCCACUUUAGUUACUGGAAAUCCUGGCUCCAUUGACUUCAGAGUGGCUCCUCUGUCAAAAUUUGGGAACUACUCAUGUCAAAAUACGAGUAGAGGACCAAUGAUAACUCUGAGGUGCAACAAUUGUCAACCAAUUCAAGACAGUUUGUACAUCUCGUGGCAAUUCAUUGAUCUUCCUAAUAAUCCUGCUGCUGCUGUUGGAUUUCAGUUCAAUCUGAGUACAAGGAGUCAUGCUAAUAAAAAACAUGUUAGUUUUGUUAGUGGAACCCUAAAGAAUGGAAGCACUUUUGAUGAUAGACCAGUUACAUUCAGAGGGAAUAUGACAAACAUUUUAAAAUUCAGUUUAUUCCCACGGAUAUACCAUAAUCUGCAUGGUUUAAAGCACAUCCAACCUCUGUUUCAUGACUUUGUUCCUGGUUCAUUUUUCCGUGAAACAAAUCAGCUCCGAACAUCCCUUGAAAGUUCUAACGACGGAAUACUCAACACUACAUUGUAUGUCAACUUUCUCUCUGCCUACAUUGUGGAGAUAGAUAACCGGAACAUUAUGGGUCCUGUGAGCUUCCUUGCGGAUCUUGGUGGCCUGUAUUGCAUCUGUAUUGGCAUUUUUUUCUACUUUCUGGUGCAAUGUGAGUUUAGGAUUAAAAAACUCCGCAAUGAAGAUAGUGUAUUGCGCAAGAUCCGAAAUCGACGAAAAGCUCAAGAACACUGGGAUAAAUUGAGGAAAUAUGUGAUGUACACAUGGGGCUGCAAGGCAUUGAAUGAGAGCGAAAAAAAGGGAUCUGGUUGCAUUGGUUUCAAUAUACAAUCAGUUCAUCGAAAUGGAUCAUCACACAAGCAAAGGCAACAAGAAAAGGAUACUAUUAGUUUCAAUAGGAAGCUCAGCUUACCUAACAAGAAGACUGCAGUUCAAGAGUGCUCCCACACUGUUGGGGGGGUGAGAUCAUUUACACCUGGAACUUCACUGAACCCUGUAGAAAGUUCAUCACAUUCGGCAGUUGAACCUCCUCUGCAAAUUGAAUUGCUUGGCUCUACAAAGGAUGGAAAACACAAAUGUGUUUGUUUGUGCAAAGAAGAUUCCUCCCUGCCUAAAGCUUUAACUCUGACAAAUGACGAUAUUAUUCCUCCACCAGCUUCACUAGAAUUGAAGGAUGCUUCUGAAAUGGAUAUGUCUGAUGUUCAGAAGAAUCUUAGAAGCUUGUACGAGUACAAUGUUAUGCUUAGGGAAAAGUUAAUAGCUACUCAGUCUUUGUUCCAUUCUUUACCUACAAAUUCCGCAUCCUCAGUAGCAGAAGGCGAAACGUAG
This is a messenger RNA of Prunus armeniaca (apricot), 1917 nucleotides long. The record is from the annotation of a GenBank genome assembly. NCBI's taxonomy places the organism in Eukaryota, Viridiplantae, Streptophyta, Magnoliopsida, Rosales, Rosaceae.